GACGACGAGGAGGGGGCUAAGGCAAGCGAGAAGAGAAGCGAAGAGAAAUCCGAAGCUUCGAAGCGAAGGCAGCAGGAGGAGCGGAGCGGAGCGCUAGGGGUAGUGGCGGGGGUUUAUGGGCGCGACCAAAUCGCUCGCACGCACGGGGGCAGGGGUUGGGGCUGGGGUUGGGGGAGGCGGGGGAUGAGGAGCGCGCAGGGCCGAGCGGGCGUAGCGCGCCGGUAAUAAUGCGCAGGUCACCCUUUUUGCUUUUUGAUCCGUCGCUGGACAAUUCGAGUUCGCGGGCGGACAGUGAGGAGGGCGGCAUGGCGGUUAACAACGUGCAGACCGAGUCGUCGCCCUUCUACGACGAGAGAAUGGGGCUGAACUCGAAUUUGCUGACGGGCCCCGUGACCUUCGAGUGGUUGUCGCAGGCCGAGGAUGCCAGACUCAAUGGCUCGUCCGACGCGUUCCAGCCCUUCCUCGACAAGGCUGCGCAAUCGGCAGAGGCUGCCAUGAACGGCGAUCACGCCUCGUCGCGCUUCAGUGUCAUCAAUGAGUUCAACAUCUGGCGCCAGAAACCCGAACUGGCCGAAGCCGUGGCCGCCAUCAAGGCGCUCACUUGCGUGAUUCGGCGUAGCGAGGCGACCACUAUGAUGGGCUUGGAGAUCGAACUGAAGAAGGCUGCCGAGACCUUGAAGAUGUGGGAUAAAACCUCGAUAUCUUUAUCUGCAGGCUGUGAUCUUUUCAUGCGCUAUGUUACUCGCACAUCUGCUUUAGAGUACGAGGAUAUCAGCGCAGGAAAGUCUCGCCUUAUUGAACGUGGUGAAAAGUUUGGUGAAAUCUCCUUGAAGGCUAGGCAGACAAUAGCCAACCUGGGUCAAGAGUUCGUCUAUGAUGGGAGCCUCAUUCUCACGCAUGGCUACUCUAGAGUGGUGUUGGCAUUGCUGAAGUUGGCAGCAUCACAGGGAAAACGAUUCCAGGUCGUCUGCACAGAGGGUAGGCCUGACAAUACUGGAUUGGAAAUGGCCAAAGAGCUCAUGGGUGCGAAGAUUCCCAUGAUGCUUAUUCUUGAUGCUGGUGUGGCAAACAUGAUGGGACAAAUUGACAUGGUUUUGCUUGGCGCGGAAGGUGUUGUCGAGAGUGGAGGAGUUAUCAAUCAUAUUGGGACAUACCAAACUGCUUUGGUGGCCCGCAGCAUGAAUAAGCCCGUUUAUGUAGCAGCAGAAAGCUACAAGUUUGCUCGACUCUUUCCCUUGGACCAGAUGGACAUGUCACCAACCCCUCGCAUUGUAGACUUAGCAGUUCCAGCGCAGGAAGAAAAUAUUAAAAUUCAGACGUCUGAACGAGACUAUACGCCGCCUCAGUAUCUCACACUUCUGUUCACGGACCUUGGGAUAUUGACUCCUUCGGCUGUGAGUGAUGAACUGAUCCAGCUCUACCUUUGAUAGGUUACAGAGUAUGAAUUUUGAUCAAUUAUACAGAAGCUCUUGUAUGUAAACAUAGAGAAGGCCUCUGCUCCGCCAUUGUAAGGCGUAGGCUAUGGAUUGAUGACACUUGUAGGGAAAAAUUGAGUUUGUAAGCGGUUUCUAGAGUUUGAGUCUGAGUUGUAUUUCUCUUUUAACGAAAGAUUGAGCUAGUAGUGGCAGUUGAGCAGUCAGCUGGACUGAGAUUAAACUCUAGUUGAGUGGAAGGCUUUCAAGUGUACUUGACAUGGAGCUUUGGUAUGUAGCCUAAAGGCCCCAGCAGCUGUAACGUAGUGAUUUAGUUUAGAGAAGGUGUUAGUCAAGCAGGCUUCAAACUAGAAGAGAUGAGUGAUGUAACUUUUCACUUAGGACUGUCCAUCUCCCCAGAAGAAAUGUCUGCGAGUACCUUCCUCUGAUCUGGAAUGGUUUGGAUCGACUAUUUACCGGUUUUGCGGUCUAAAAUUUUCCUUCAUUUAUCUGAAGUGUGAAUGAAAGCAUGUCGAGUCCGGGACAUGAUCUUGUCCGUCAGACCUUUUCGGGCUACAGUUUUAAGCAC
Messenger RNA from Marchantia polymorpha subsp. ruderalis, 2001 nucleotides. Lineage: Eukaryota; Viridiplantae; Streptophyta; Marchantiopsida; Marchantiales; Marchantiaceae. The record is from the annotation of a GenBank genome assembly.